AUGAGUUUUUCUAACAAAAAGUUUUUGUCGUCGUCAUCAUCGCCAGGAAGAGAUUCCUUUUUCACGCGCGCGUCGUCGGACCCGUCGUUGAACCCGUCGUCGUCGUCGCAGAAUGAAGCGUCAGAGAGUUCGAAGGAAAAGACGUUCGGGAAAAAUGUGGACGUGGAGAAGUACACCAUAGAUCAGCUCGCGUUUCUUUCCAGAAAAGAACAAGGCAAAAAGGAAGGUAAAGUCAUCCUUCCCGAUUAUCACAACUGUACGAGGUGCAACGGAACAGGCAAGGAUUUUUGCAGCGCGUGCAAAGGCAGGGGAACGAAUGAUCACGACAUUACAGACGACUUCGAAUCAGACGUAUACAUAGUCGGUUCAACGGCGGAACAGUGGAACUUGAUCAAAUCGACUUUAGGAGAGUCCACGCCGUGUUGGUUGUGUCGCGGUAAAAAAAUUGCCAUAUGCAAAGAUUGCAGGGGAACGGGUUGUCGAGAUAGGGACAAGCUGUGGGUCAGGGUUUAG
Molecule: messenger RNA, 513 nt
Organism: Bathycoccus prasinos
Lineage: Eukaryota; Viridiplantae; Chlorophyta; Mamiellophyceae; Mamiellales; Bathycoccaceae
Exons: 1
Coding region: 1-513 (170 amino acids)
Source: RefSeq, a predicted model, not a curated record